Messenger RNA from Hemibagrus wyckioides, 2110 nucleotides. RefSeq names its product coiled-coil domain-containing protein 1-like. The transcript is spliced from 2 exons. Lineage: Eukaryota; Metazoa; Chordata; Actinopteri; Siluriformes; Bagridae. The record is from RefSeq and is a predicted model, not a curated record. The coding region runs from base 543 to 1205 and encodes 220 amino acids.
GCUGCUUGAUUACCGGGCAGGGAACUAACCCAGCCACUGAGGGGUUAAUUCUCAGUGCCAGUCAGGAAGUGUGACGAAAACUAACUUGGACACUCCCACUGUCUGAGGCAGAAUCAGUUUCUGUUUCCUGAGAAGUGAACACAUGCUGUGAGGAAGCCAGAUCAGAGAACAACUCAUGAAGAACGACUUCAGGACAAACUGGAAUAACCUUGUGUUUGGGAUUUUCCUUUUAGCUGCAGGCUGUAAUGUAUUUUUAGUUCUCUUUUUGGACAUUGCUGAAACUCCUGAAGCUGUUUGAGCAGUUUGUCAUGAAACGCUGGAAGGAUCUGAGCAACUAUGCACAAGUUCAUUGUUAGAAAAUAAUCAGUCCUGAAGGCAUUAAUCAUUUUAUAGACUUAAAUACAGCUCUCGUUCUCCUGGACUCUCAUUUCACUCGCUGAGAAGACGACACUCUGUGACACCCUGGACAUUGAACUGUUUAACUCUUACUGGAUAAAAGAGAUCAUCUACAAUCCUAUAGAAGAUCCUAUGAAGGAGGCAGGAUGACCAAAUUAGCAACUCUGAACGAAUUGAAGCAGCUGGAGGAGUCUGGAUUUGGUCAGUGUUAUCCAAGACAUGGCCUCAAGCUGCUUUACUGGUUUGCUAAUGACUGUGUGUAUUUUGAUAGCUACAGUAACAUGUGCUGGCAGUACGACCCAGAGGACGGAGAUUUCGGAUUUCAUCUGUUCAAAAACAGGACUGACGAUUAUGGUCAGAAACUCCUGCCUGAUGUGGACAUUGAUUACUAUGAGGUGGGCAAUCUGAGCAAAGCAGGAGCAGAUGACCUGCCAGAUUACGUUCUGGAAGAUUACAACCAAAACCCUGAUGACUGUGAGAGCAACAUGGAGCGGAUUAUAGUCAGCAUUGAUGAUGAGUGUAUUGAAAGAGUUUAUGUGACGGAACACACUGACCAGGCAGAUUUCAACAAGGAAGCCACCUACCGCAUCAGCAGGGGCCUCAUUAAGAUUAUCAGGGAUCUGACCUUAGAGGACUUCCUCUCUAAAACUGGGUAUUCUCUGCAAGAAGACUCUGAUGAAAGUUGUACAGACGAUGAUGAUGAUGAUGACGAUGAUGAUGAUGAUGAUGACGACGAUGAUGAUGAUGAUGAUGAUGAUGACGAUGACAACAGUGAUGAUGAUGAUGAUUAUUAUUAUUAUAACAUUUAAGAUAACGCUGAUUAGUGAAUGAAUUUGAGAGAAAUGAGUAAGACCAUGUAACAAUACAAUAUGGAUCCAUAUAUAUAAUGCAAUACAACAUAACCCAUGCUGCAUCAUUCAAGAUUCAAGAUUCAAAGAACUUUAUUAAUCCCAGGAGGAAAUUCCUUAAGUGAUAUGUUGGAUAGUUUUAUUUUACUGCAAUAUUUUUUAUUAAUAGUAUUUUUUCUUUAGUUUUUUUUAAGCAUUACACUCUUUUAAACGCCGAUUUCAGAGGUAUCUGCCCCUAUUUUGUUGGACUAUAUCACUGUGCUGUUGCAUUCUGGAUUCUGAUUGGACUGUACCAAACUAAGGGGACAGGGGGGAGGAAAGUGGAUAGAAGCUCAAAAUCUGUUUCCUAAGUAGUAAACAUGUGCUGCGACACAGCUAGAGCACAGACAAGUGAAAAGCACAACUAAUAGUGAAUGACUUUAGAUCUUUUGAUGUUUUCGAGCAUGAUUUCAGUGCAGAAUUUCAACUGUCAAAGCUUCAUGUACAUUGCUUUGUAAAAUCAAUCAAUCAAUCAAUCAAUCAAUCAAUCCUGAGGCUUUUUGAACUGCUUGUGAUAGCUGUUUUAAAAUCCUUGUAAAAAAAAGAAUGGUGAAUAGAAAUGCCUUAUAUAUUAUUAAAUAACUUUUGAAUUAAAAUGUCUUUUUUGGCAGCUGGUUUAUACAUCUGUAACAUUUUAGAGCUUUGCUUAAUUAUAAGAUAAAUAUUUUUCUAACCGGAAUGGCCCGAAGACAUUACAAUUACAUCUACGUACUUGGUUGAUGAUUAUUAAUAAAAGAAACAAGCUGUGUGAAAUAUUCUCCAGAGUCGUUAAUGUACAAGUGUUUCUGUGUGUCUACACUCAUCGUGACGAAUUAAAAAAAUUCAGA